UCUCUCUCUCUCUCUCUCUCUCUAAACAACAAGAAACAAAAAAAUGGCGAGGGAUUUCGAACCCAAGCACCGCCGCAGCACCAGGCGAUCCCACUCCUCUUCCCCCUCCUCUUCCUCUUCCUCCGAGAUCGAAAACCCUAGCGCUCGCCAUCGUAGUCGGAAGCGCGAGAGGUCGAGCGCCCGAAGCAGCAGCCGCAAGCAUCGUCACGAGAAGAGGAGCAGCGGUACCCGCAGAUCCGAGAAGAAGAGGAGCUCUCGCGACGACGACGACGAUCGGCGUCGGCGGCGGCGGCGGCGGCGAAGCAAGAGGUCGUCUAGGGCUUCUUCUUCUUCUUCUUCUUCUUCUUCUUCUUCUUCGGAUUGUGAUGUAUCGGAGCCGCAGGAGAUCGUUCGGUCCAUCCUCCGCAAGUUCCCGAGCGUGGCCGGGGAGCUUCAACAGCUUCUUCAAAUGAUUGAAAAUGGCCAAGGUGUUGAUAUAACUGGAAUUUCUGACAAGUCAUUGGUUGCACUCUUAAAGAAACUUUUCCGGUCAAUGAAGCUAAAACAAAAUGAAAGUGGGAUUUACUUGCCGCGCCAGAUGGGUCUUCCUACCCUUGAUCUUACUGGAUCACCAUCUCCACAUCUUGAACCUUCAGGCAAUCAACUUUCAAACUCUGGGCUUCUACAUGAAGAACAAUCUCUGCCAUCUAAUGCAGAAUUCACGGAAAAUAGAAAUGACCAUGCCACUGUAGAUUUGAGAGGACCUAGUGAGAAAGAAGAAUCUCCACGUCCUACUAAAAGAAGGGUUAUUGGUCCUGAAAUGCCCUCUCGCGAGUUACUGGCUGCAGCAGCUGAGUUGACUGAGGCUGAGAAUUUGCUAAGGGAUGCUGACUUGGAAGUUGACAAUGAUUUGCUAAUAGGUCCCCCUCCACCUGCCAUGGUUGCUGAGGUUGAAUCUGCAAAUGAAGCUGAGCGCUUUGAGGAGGUAGCUCGAAUUGCUGGGGCUGAUACUGAUUCACCAUAUGAUGUGCUUGGAAUAAAUUGGAAGAUGUCAUCUGAUAACAUCAAGAAAAGGUAUUGGAAAUUAUCUCUUAUGGUACAUCCAGAUAAAUGUUCGCAUCCACAGGCACACCAAGCAUUUGUUAUAUUGAACAAGGCUUUCAAAGAUUUACAAGAUCCUGAUAAGAGAAAAGCUAUAGAUCAGAAAAUUGAAGAAAAAGAAGAGCAGGAAAAGUUUAAGGUGGAACUGAAAGCUCUCCAGGAAGCUGCACAAUGGAGGCGGCUGCAAGGUAUAUCAAUUGAAGGUGAUGAAGAGCUUCUUGCGGUCGGAAAAGAGGCACCCAAACCCUCGAGAGAUGAGUGGAUGACAACAUUACCCCCUGAAAGAAAACCGGGAAUGACCAUGCAUUCGACGUCAUUUAGUAGGACAGGUAAAGAAGGACGAGGUGAUACUAGCAUGUGGACCGAUAAUCCUCUCGACAAAGCACAGAAAGCAAAACAGAACUAUAUAGAGGCUUACAACAAAGCCAAAGCGCUUGCCGAAGCGGAUGACGAAAAUAAAAAAACCUCCUCAGAUGCCGCAUUGGUUGACAAGUAUAACUCUUCCAAACGAUCUGUACCUCUUGUGCAGAAGCACCGAGAGGAGAGCAGCAGCAAGCAGAAGAAUCAGAAGCAGAAGCGGAAGCAGCAAAAGCAGCAGCAGGAAUCAGAGAAAGAGGAGUGGGAGGGUAACCACCCCUGGAAACCGUGGGAUCGCGAGAAGGAUCUGGUGGCGGGACGACAAAGGGUCAAUUUCGACCAAGAGAGCAUGGUGCAGGGAUUGACCUCUCGCUUCUCGUCGGGCUCCGUGCAGAGGAACUUCCUAUAAAAUCUUGGUGGUGGUUUUAUGUCGUUGAUCUUAAAAAAAACGCGCGCACACAAAAAAAGUGAUUCAUGUCAUUAGUCUUAAGAAGAAUACAGAAAGGAAGCAAGAUGCCGGUUUACGUUUCUCGCGGUCUACGAAUUAUUAAAGCAAGAUGCUGGUUGUCUCACACAAGCCGUAUUUAUAGGAAUACAACUUAAUACCGGCUCUUCAAAUUGUAUGAAAAAAUGUAGUGACCUCGUAAGUGAUCUCGUAAUUUCUUGUAUAUUUUCAAACUCUUUUGGGUUAAUCUACCUAUGAAAUGUGUGCGGCAUGUAACAUUUCAUUUUUGUACUUCCUACAAGCAGCUCUUAAGGUCUAAAUCCAAUUGUCCUUCAUCUUGUAC
Ananas comosus (pineapple) is the source of this 2225-nucleotide messenger RNA. RefSeq lists its product as uncharacterized. The coding region runs from base 44 to 1846 and encodes 600 amino acids. NCBI's taxonomy places the organism in Eukaryota, Viridiplantae, Streptophyta, Magnoliopsida, Poales, Bromeliaceae. The transcript is spliced from 11 exons. The record is from RefSeq and is a predicted model, not a curated record.